AUGUACCCCGUUCAAUAUACUGGGUCAAUGAUUGACCAGCUUGAUCUAUACGAAUCCGUUCGCUAUCUCCGAGCACAAGCAGCAUGGUGGUUAGCAUGCAAUAGUAUAUCGCGCAACAAGGUACACGAAGAAGAAAUGCUACAUCCGAAAAGCAUGAUUUUCUUUGAAUCGCACAUCUUGGAUGGUCUGAGGAUUUGCGGCUACACGGACGAGGCUUUCGGUUCAAGGGCAAGAGGUUAUCCAGUUCUAGUUCAACUUACAGAUCCCGCUCUUACGACCGGAAUACUCGGACAUCCAUUCGAAAAAAUCCUCACAGAGUUGGUUGCAGCCGAAGGUCGCGAUGGAAGUUACGUUUUGGAUUUCCUAGCCUCUCUCUGGCCAGGUGAAUGGCUUGACGACGAAGACGCCCUGAGGGACUACACGCUAUCGAUUUUCUCGCCAUUCGAGAUUCAAGAUUCCAAAAAUAUUCUGGGUCUCUCCAGGUUCCUCAAGCUAAAUGGAUUUUUCCAACAACGAGAAUACGAAACAAUACAUGUCGAAAAAUCUAUCCGCGGCCACACAGUCUCUUUCAACGUAUGGCGAUUCGAAACCGGCAAGGGUCUCUCCAUCAAGAAAAGCUAUACUAUCCGAUUAUUAAUCGCCUGCUGGUUACCGCCCUUGCUAGUGAUCGUAGCAUUAUGCACCAUGCAUUUACUGAACCCAGACAUGGGAUUGGGUGAUAUCCUGUCUCUAGUUGGGGCUGGCUUGAGUGCACUCGCGGCAUGGAUUCCUGGGAUCGUGUUGAAAGGAUGGCAAUUGGGCGAUGCUGUUAGAGGGAACUAUUAUACCACCGACCUAGAUACCGCACAAGAACUCUCAAAGUCGAAAGCACUCCGAUUAGCUUCAUGUUAUCCUUCGAUUCGAAGGCAACGCGCGACUCAAGAUGCGUAUCUCGAACCAGCUCCCUUGGUCGCAACGGCUGUCCGGAGAGGAGAUGCGGCUGUGGUGGGCAAAGGCGGAUGCUACUUCGGGCUGAUGGGCGAACUCCGUGGGACGUUUUCACCCUUAGAAGUCACUUGCAACAGUGGUGUGCCACUGGAAGUUCUGGUGCUGGAACCUCUAGGGGCCCUCAAGAUACCGAUACCCCGGAAAGGGCGGGGCACGACAAAGGCUUAUGUUAAUAGAGGGUUUUACAAUAUCUCGGAAGUUCAACGGAAAAGUGAGGCGAGCGUCCAUUUGGAACAGCCGUGGCAAGCCGAUUUACCAAAACUACAAGUACUUCUGUCGACCAGGAGAUCAUCAUACCGACCUUAUCAGACAAAUGGACAGCUCGGAGAGCUAGUCUUAGAUCCGGAUUCGAAGACUUUGGCGACUGAAAGGUUUAAGAGAACCCUAAACUCUAGAUUUGGCGACAGGUACCUUGAAGACGUUGCCCUGUUGACACGGGUCUUGCGGGGUGGUAAAAAUCUACUAUUAGGGAGUAUGCUUUCGAAAUCGGGUGAAGAAAUGGUUUGA
This is a messenger RNA of Puccinia triticina, 1494 nucleotides long. RefSeq lists its product as uncharacterized. Lineage: Eukaryota; Fungi; Basidiomycota; Pucciniomycetes; Pucciniales; Pucciniaceae. The record is from RefSeq and is a predicted model, not a curated record. The coding region runs from base 1 to 1494 and encodes 497 amino acids. The transcript has a single exon.